This is a messenger RNA of Camelina sativa (false flax), 804 nucleotides long. RefSeq lists its product as uncharacterized. The record is from RefSeq and is a predicted model, not a curated record. Lineage: Eukaryota; Viridiplantae; Streptophyta; Magnoliopsida; Brassicales; Brassicaceae.
ACCUGAAAGAGUUUAAUCACUUAUCCAUAUCAAAGAAAAUUUAACACAAGUAUAUAUACAUAAAGAGCGAAAUGCUUGACAGGGUUAUCGGAGGGGUUACCGGAGGAAUUACCGGAGGGAUUGGAGGGUUAGUCGGAGGGGUGAGGGACGGAUACUACGAAAAGGAUAAACGGAGAGGCCGCUACGGCUAUGGCUUCGAGGAGCACAGGGAGGUUGUGUCUCGUGUGCAGACCGAUGGAGGCUACUCUGAUCGUCAUACCCGCUACAAUCACCACAAGAGGCUUCCAGCUCACCACAUGCUCCCAAACUCUAACGUGGAGGAGUUCUAUGAGAGCAGACAGACCCACCACACCACUGCGUUGCCGUACCAAAGCAACAAUUACCACCACAACGGAAAAAUGGGUAAUGGAUGGCAGGGGCAGCAUGAAGAUGCAUACAACGACGGGUACGGUGGGAUGAAGCAGCAGAACAGGCUUAUGGCUCCUCAGGUUCCAACACGCCAAGUGUACAUGAAUCCUAUUCAAGACGGCCGCUACCACUAAACACAAAGACAAGGAUUAAGGGACUCUAGACUGCACCCAAAUACUCUGCCGGCUCAUAUAUAUAAAAUGUUAAUGAUUAUAUAUGUAUCCUGAAUAAUAAACGUGUAAGAUGUAUGUGUGUGAUUGACAUGUUUCAGUAUCGUACCAAAACAAAUAAGGGACCUUUGAACAAAAAAAGUGUUCUCUUGUUUGAUGACCCUAUGAUUACCAAGGAGUGUUGUUGUUUGCUGCUUAUGUUUAAUAAAAGUGAUGUUUAUUAUCA